Lynx canadensis (Canada lynx) is the source of this 1205-nucleotide messenger RNA. It is a transcript of the gene HSPB3, whose product is annotated as heat shock protein family B (small) member 3. NCBI's taxonomy places the organism in Eukaryota, Metazoa, Chordata, Mammalia, Carnivora, Felidae. Bases 137 to 610 code for a protein of 157 amino acids. Gene Ontology annotation, cellular component: nuclear speck; cytoplasm. The record is from RefSeq and is a predicted model, not a curated record. The transcript has a single exon.
GUAGGAUGCAGGCCUAAUUAAGUAGUUGCGUCUGCGCAGGGUUCCAAGCGAAGAGCCGUUGCGACUGAUAAUCCAGUCAGUAGGCAACUGCGAGGGUUUGCUCCUGACGGCACAUAGACCGAAGCGAAGCGGUUCAAUGCUGGCUUUGACUCCGACCAUGGCAAAAAUCAUCUUGAGGCACCUCAUAGAGACUCCGGUGCGCUACGAGGAGGAGUUUGAAGCUCGAGGUUUGGAAGACUGCAGGCUGGAUCACGCUUUAUACGCGCUGCCGGGGCCAACCACGGUGGACGUGAGCAAAGCCAGGGCGGCCCAGGCUCCUCGGGUGGACUCAGUGGUGGAGAUGCCGACCCAAGAAGGCAAGUCCCGCUUCCAGAUCCUGCUGGACGUGGUCCAGUUCCUCCCCGAGGAUAUCAUCAUUCAGACCUUCGAAGGCUGGCUGCUGAUCAAGGCUCAGCACGGAACCAGAAUGGAUGAGCAUGGUUUUAUCUCAAGAAGCUUCACCCGUCAGUAUAAGCUGCCAGAUGGCAUUGAGACCAAAGAUUUGUCUGCCAUCCUCUGUCACGAUGGAAUUCUGGUGGUGGAAGUAAAGGAUCCAGUUGGGACUAAUUGACAUCAAUUCCUGUUCUCACGGCUCCAGGAAGAUUAGAGUUCAGCCAAUGGUACCACAGGGAAUGUUUGUAUUAACCACAUUUGAAAUGGUUUUUGUGAAGAUUAAAAGUAGAGACAUAGUUCCUGGUAUGUUGUGGUUGUUUUUGUUGUUCUCCCUCAGAGAGGAAAAUUGUUAAAUGUUAGUACCUUUCAAAGCAAUGCUAUUCUUAUACCCGAAACAGUGACAGUUUAGGAGGUGGGUUUCAGACUAGUGAAGACUCGGGAUUAUUUCCUUGUUACUCCAACAAUGCCACAGAAUCUGCUUCUGUAAUAAUUGAUGGCAAAAGAACCAUACUGAUAUCUUAUCCAUUUUAUGAAGACUCUUUAUAUUGCUAAAAAAAAAGCUGUGAUUCCCUUCACUUGGACAAGCUCUUCUUUUCCGUGAAUUUUAAUUGAAGUGGAACUUUGUAAAUAUAGAGUGUGAAGGUUAAAAUACAGUACUUCGAAAUUGGAUCUGAAAUAUAUUUAUGAUUCACUACAGCUGUCACUGCCUUAAACAUAAUAUUGGAAUGUUCAAAUAUGAAUUUUAUUUUUAAAAAGCUCUAAAUAUGUACCCC